This is a messenger RNA of Anopheles gambiae (African malaria mosquito), 3244 nucleotides long. RefSeq names its product CLIP domain-containing serine protease B4-like. The coding region runs from base 2143 to 3198 and encodes 351 amino acids. Gene Ontology annotation, biological process: proteolysis. The record is from RefSeq and is a predicted model, not a curated record. The transcript has 9 exons. Gene Ontology annotation, molecular function: serine-type endopeptidase activity. NCBI's taxonomy places the organism in Eukaryota, Metazoa, Arthropoda, Insecta, Diptera, Culicidae.
ACCCCGCCGGCUCGAUGAUGGUAAGCGGAAAUGUAAACAAACGCGCCCGAAUGUUUGCCCAAGUAUUAACGCAGCAGGCGAGAGUGCGGGCUCAGAACAAGCUCGGUAGAGAUUCUGCGAGAGUGAUGAUUUGGCGCUUUUUGACACCGCGCUGCUCAGCGAUGGGAUUCGGGAAUGGGUUACAACCCCUGAGGGAAUCCCAAACCAAGCAGGAAGCCAUUGCGCACCUCCCCCAGCAUGCCGCUUAAGCCUUUCGAAUCGCUCGACGGGAAGGUUUCGCACACACGACGCGGACGAGGAACGAACGCACCGGACCGACAACAGCCCCUGAAGCGGGAAUGAUGGCAACUCGUCGUCGUUGCUGCUGUUGCCGCCACAUCGCCAACAACGGUGUUUCUGUACCCAUUGCUUCCAGGCCAGGCUUCUGCUCCCGGCAGCACCCACAGACCCUCGCUCUAGUUCAGGUUUCACCGAGCAAUGGUAUCAGGUUUUUGCUGUCUUUCUUAUUUUAAUUUUUAUUACAUAAAGUAUGCAUGCGUGUGUGCGUGAUGCAGUUGUCGUUCGAGUUGAGCUGGCACGGUGGAACUUCCACCGGCACGAUGCGCGCAUCAUAAGCGACCGCGCAUACGCCCGGUAGCAUGGUGCGGAGGACAACGCUUCGGUGGCUCUGCUCCACCUGGAGGGCGUCACACGCACACACGCAUAGCGCCAACCGAUGUACCGAUGCUGGCGAAUUAUCAUAUCGGAGGCGAUGGCAUGGGGGUCAUCUGUUACAACGCGCCAGCAAGAUGACGGGGGAAGGUUAAUUCGCCUUUCACCAGCGCGUCAUACACGCACUCUUUUCGAUCUCGAUUGUGUGACCGCGAAAGAAUUGGACAUGGAUGUGUGUGUGUAUUCUUAGGCACGGGAAUGAUGGAUUGUGUGGCUGGUCUGGCCAGAAGUCGGAGGAGCCACGACACACGCACCAGCCACGACCACGAACGAACGGCGACCCGGUUUCGGCGGAAAGUGUUGCGGUCGAUUAGUCUGUGGUUUUGUGAAGCUGUUUGCAUGAGGGUUUAGGUGUUGUUUGUUGUGUCUUUCUCCCCGUUGGACAGCGGAAGUCAAGAACCUACCCGUCCCCGGGCAGGAGGUUGACCUUUGCAAUGGGAAGGAUUCCGAUGACUCCGUUGUUUGUGUAAUUGCGGAGUGAAGUUCAUCCUUAAAGUAAAUAUUCAUUCCAACUAGAACACUAAUGACACCGUUCACCGUUUUGUUAUCAGGCUGUGUGUUGUGACUUGGACGCUAGCUAGACGACACACGGUGUUGCUCCAGAGCGGUGUAAUGUUUCGCAAACAAUCGUAUCCGCUUCCAAGAAAGCUAGUAGUGUACUGUUGAUAGUGCAUCGUUCCUAUCGUUCGUGCUGCACAUCGGACGGUGGUUUGCGGACGCUCAAAGGCUUUCGGUGCGACAUUACGGACCAAAACAUGUGUACGAAACUCGAUGAAACGUGCCGACCGUGAGUAAUGUGGCGUGUUUUUGUGUUGUCCAAACGACGGAAGACUAAUGGAACAAUACCUGGAGAAAGAUGAAGCGAUGCCGCCGAUGCAGCAAAGAGACUCCCACUGCACCGGCGUCGAGACGUGGUAAAAGGUGCGAAAGAAAGCUGCUUGCAAACAGGAUUAAAGCAAAAGUACAUCAGUCUGAUCCGAUAACACUAAGAAAUAGCUGAAAUUCCUCAUCCAGCUCGCCGAUACCCAGACAUGCAAGCCUAGGAUGAACAGAAACGACUGAUGCUCCGAUAGGCACUUUCGUAUUAAUAACAGCUCAAAACAUGGCGUGAUGUGUCCCGUCCGGGUCCGGGAUAAUAUAUGGUCCGUGUCGCGGGUGUGGUUUGCGCUCCAAACUCUCGAUUUUCAAAUCUCCGUCCUGGAAUCGAAAGCCACAAGCCCGAGUGGGUUGAAAACGGGAGGGAAGCCGUUAAAAGGACCUAGAACAGAAGUCAAACCAGUAACCUCGAUAGUCACGAUAGCGAUCGAGUGAGACACACGACGCAUGCGACAAUUAAUCUUGUUCGUUUUCUAUUCGUCGCCUCUGACUUCUGCGUAGCGCUGGUAGAGAGCCUCAACUACCACGUAACCUUAGAAACGCAGCGCACAGGAAAUGGCAUCCCGAAACGCGCCCAAUAGUUUGAAGAUCGUGGCAGAAACGGACGUCACUCCAGGCGCUAUCUGUCGGGUGGAAGGAAAUUUCGGACGCUGUGUGCACUUCAAGAACGAUCCAAAGUAUCUGACGCUGCUGCUAAAGAGUACCCGCACGGAGCAGGAUGACUCAUACCUGCUGCGAUACGUUUGCGAUCGACGCAAGGGGUUAACGUGUCGGACUGGCUCGGUGAACGAUGAGGUUUGCGGUGUGCAGAUGGAUAACCGUAUCGUCGGUGGACAGCGCACGUCGAUCGAUCAGUACCCGUGGAUGGCGUUGCUGCAGUACAUCAACCAUCGCAAGGGCACGAAGCGGUUCGCCUGUGGAGGGGCACUGCUGAACCGGAAGUUUGUCCUCUCGGCGGCACACUGUUUCGUGCGGCUUCCUGCAGGUGUUGAGCUACACAAAGUGCGACUGGGCGAAUGGGACACCGAUUCCGAAAUUGACUGCGAAGAUUUGGAUGAUGAACUGUCCUGUGCAUCUCCGGUGCAAGACUUGGACUACGAGCGCAUCAUCAUCCACGAAGGUUACACCGGAAAUCACGCGGAUCGCGAAAAUGAUAUUGCACUGAUCGAAUUGAGCGGGUCGGCGAAGUACAACGACUUCGUAAAGCCUAUCUGCCUGCCCGAGCCGGGCACACCGAACAAAGAGAAGCUGUACUUUGGCAGCAUGUGGGCCGCUGGAUGGGGCCGAACGGAAACAGCUUCUGGAAGUCGCUUUAAGCUGUACGUACCGCUGGAUCUGUUCGAUCUGCAGUCUUGCAACGAGACGUACCAAAGGCGGGUGAAGGUUCCGCUCACCGAGACACAGUUCUGUGCGAUGGGAACUCCGGGGAAGGACACUUGUAAUGGAGAUUCCGGCGGUCCGCUGAUGAAGACGAUGAAAACGCUGCACUAUGUUGUUGGAGUUGUGAGUUUCGGGCCGCAAAGGUGUGGCAGCGGCAUCCCGGCUGUUUACACGCGCGUGGAUAAGUUCUACGACUGGAUCGUAGGUCAUAUGGUGGAGUUUGAGAAUUAAGUCAUGUAAGCUCGUUGCGAUUAAAGGUUAACUGCCGUGAUUCAAA